Messenger RNA from Camelus dromedarius (Arabian camel), 6831 nucleotides. RefSeq names its product midnolin (gene MIDN). The transcript is spliced from 9 exons. The coding region runs from base 3522 to 5039 and encodes 505 amino acids. The record is from RefSeq and is a predicted model, not a curated record. Gene Ontology annotation, cellular component: nucleus. NCBI's taxonomy places the organism in Eukaryota, Metazoa, Chordata, Mammalia, Artiodactyla, Camelidae. Gene Ontology annotation, molecular function: protein binding.
GACCUGAGACAUCCUGGCUGUCUGCAGUAAGCUGGAGUGUUGAGGGGUGCAGGGGACAGAGCUCAUGAAGCCAGGCUGGGUUGUGGGCUGGGUGCUGGCCCUCACCCCAGGAGGGUGGGGACGGGCAAAGGUCAUUAGCCAGGGCUGGGGACAGCAGGCAGGGGUGUGGCCGCUGCUUCUGGACUGGGCUCGGGCUGCUGGACAGACAGGGCUCUGCUGGGCUCCAGUUCUGGGCUGUGAUGUCUGCCCCGCCAGCUCCUCAGCCCUGCCCCAGCUGCGCUGGGAAGAGGUGGGUCCUGCCUGCUCCCACGGAGGCACUGCCCUGUGCUUGCCUGGCCUGUGGGUGGCCCCAGCUGGCUGGGCGCCCAGUCCCUGGUGGUGUUGGUACCUCCAUGGCACCCAGGCCCAUGGGCCUGCCCCAGAUGGGUGGAGUGACCAGGCAGGGGCCAGCCUGGUACCUUGAAGCUUCAGGGCUGCCCCAUCUUUUUCAACCAGUAACUCCCUCUUCUGACCUGGGUGGGGUGGCCUAGGCGCUAGCUCCGGGUGGCAGGCAGGGGUCUCCUCACCCUGCUCCCUGGUCCUGGGCUGAGCAGAGCUGGCAGGGGAUUCCAGCGGAGUGAGUGUAGGUGAGCUUGGGCCUCCCUGUGUGUCACUGGCAGCCAGAAGGUGAUGGGGAGGCCGCUCCAGGGCUUGUCAUCAGCACAGACAGGCUGGUUGUGUGUCACAGUCCCGUGCAAGUGACUGUUCCCAGGUUGUCUCUAAGGCUCGACAUGGGGGAGAUGUGAACAUGGGAGGCUCUAGGCAAGCUUGCAGCAUGGGGGACAUCCAUCCAAGUCUUGUUACUUUUUGGGCAGGUGAGGCUGGAGUAGCCAGCUCCCUCUAUCCCAGAAACCCCCAGCUCAGACAGGUGUGACAGCUGUGACAGCUUUGGGGGUCACAAGUGCAACCCCACCCCUCUCCGUCUCCUGGCUUUAGAGCCCAGGUCCUGGAGUUCCUGGCCUGUCUCCUUAUCUGGUCUAUAAAUAAGACCAGAGACAUGGCUGGGGGUUGGUGGGGGCCUGUGGGAGGAGACCUUCACUAAUCCACCGGACCGGCGGCCCCACACCAGGGACCCUGCUAGCACCCCCAGCCCCUGAGGCCUCAGCCCCUGGCUGUGCGACACAACCAGAUGCAGCUAGGACCCCCCAGCAUGGCGCAGGCCCCUGGGGAAUGUGGCAGCCUUGGAGCCCAGCCUGGGGACACUUGCACCUGCUGGGCUGCAGGAACAGCUUGUGCUGGCUGGGCUGCAUCCUGGGGUGGGACAGGUCACAGGGCCAGGAACCAGAGGGUCAUGACCCCUUCCAAGAGGGGAGGCCUUGGGCCUUGUGGCGCCCAAGGGUUCAUGUCCCUCCCAGGAGGGGGUGCGCUCACAUCCUGGGACCUGCCACCGUGGCACAAGGAUGCUAAGUGGGAAAGGCAGGGAGGCAGGCUGAUCUGAGGUUGGCCCUCCAUGUGUGUGACCGUCAGCGGCUACGUUCCAGGAGGACAGCCCAGUUUUUAGUCCCCAGAGGAACCAGGUCCAAUGAGAUCUUAAACCCACUCCCCGGAGUCGAAGCCCCCGCCCAGCACUACCUGCCCAUCUGUGGGUCCCACCUGGUCUGCCACCUGGCCACUCUCCUGAGCCCUCCAGCGUUGAGAAGCUCCGGCUUCAGAGCCCGUGUCUCCCCGCACGACCUCUGUGUGCUCUUUGCAAGCCAAGCCAACCUGGCCCGCAGCCCUUCGGCUCAGCCCCACGUGCCCUCUGGGGGCACUCACUCCAGCCGCCAGUGCUUUGUGCUGAUUGUUGCUCCUUGGAGCGCUGUUACCUUCCUCUGGCCAGCUGCUGUCCACCCCUCAGCCCCAUGACCCCCUCCCACGGGUUCUGACGGCCCCUCCCUUGGGCCCAGCCCUGACGUUGUGGGGCCGGGAGUGUCUGGGUGUGCCUGUGACCAGGUUGGGGGACCAGAGACUGCAGGAGCAUUGGGUGGGAGCAUGAUGGAGACCUGGAAAGCAACACAGCCCUGGGAGGGGCACCCAGGGUGAGGGUGGGGGUGGAGGUGAUCAGGUCAGAUAAAGGGAGACACCAGACAAGUGGACAGGAGUGGCCUGGGGUCCCGUCCUGGACAGAGUGGGAAGGAGGACCAAGAGAGGCCUACCCUCAUCCAGGGUCAUCCUUUUAGAAAGCCCCCUACACAAGGCCACCUGAGGACCUGCCAGGCUUCUGCUUGUUACUGGCUGUGUGUCCUCAGUUUCCUCACCUGUAAAAUGGGUUGAGUGAUUACACCUAUCCCGAGGGUUGGGUACCAGCAUGUGAGUCCACUUGUUGGGGUGAUGGCAAUGUUACAGGGUCUAGGUGAGGGCCCCAUGUCCCUAGGCUCCAGAGUGAGACCUGCUAUAUUCUCAUUUCGUUCCACUGCCACCCUGGAGAAACUGAGGCUCACAAAAGCCAGUGUCCCCCAGGGGUCGCAAGAGCCCAGCUGGUGGUGACUGGACGCACAAGGCAGGCCUGGCGCUGGUGAAUCGCUCCAUAAAUGCCCUCUGAGGUCACUGCUAAGGGAUGCGAGAAGCCGGGCUCCCGGCAGCCGGCUGGACACCCCCACUACAGGCAGGUGACUCGGGCCUGUUUUCCUGGACCGUGGCCACUGACUCAGGCCCCCCUUCCCGCUCUCCUACUCUGGAGCCCCCAGGCGGAAGCACUGGUCUGGGGCGGCAGGAGAGGAGGCAGGGCAAGGAAUCCAGCUGUGCACCCUGAAACCCCUUCCAGUGGGCUGGAGUGCGGAUGCGCCUGAGUCGUCUGCAGGGCCCGACUGCGACCCCGGUUGGUAGCAUUCAAGGAGCGCCCCUCCCCCUCGCUUCCAGGGCGGGAGGCUUAGGGGGCGGGUGGCACAGGACGGUCGGCGCCCUAGGGCCCUGGCCAGCAGGCAGGGGCGGGGGCCGGCCUGCGUCACCGCCCGGCUGGUCCCCCGCCUCCUGGCCACCCAAACUCCACCCCGAGGGAAGGCGGCGCGGAUAAAGGCUCAGGGGCCGCCUGCUCGGCCCCAGACCGGCUCUGCCACCGCGUAUUCAUCCCGUACGUGGGUACACUCUGGACUAAUGGGACCUCGGGCUGGCCGCUCCUGAUCCUCCGGCGGCGGCGGCGGCUGUUGCUAAGGGAGGGGACGCGCGGUGAAGCGCGGCCCGAGCGGCAGACGGCCUCGAGAGCGGCCGCCCCAGCGGCGCACCCUCCUCCGGGAACCUUCCCUGAGCCCGCCGGCCUUGAAACGAGCCGCGAGUGCAGUACCCACCCAGGAAGGCGCCCCAACGGACCGACGCGACCUCGGAGCGCCACUUGGAUUUUUGAUUCCUGAUUUGCUUUCCGCUCCUAGGACUAUCUCCAAGGGGACACACGCCCCAGCCCCCAGGGACCUCGAGGACCCUGGUGUGGGGAGCCCCCCACCCUGCCCGGAGGCGCGGCGAGAAUUGGCGGCGCCCCGCGGACCCCAGCCCCCCAGCGCGGGCCGGGGAUGGAGCCGCAGCCCGGCGGCGCCCGGAGCUGCCGGCGCGCGGCCCCCGGCGGCGCCUGCGAGCUGGGCCCGGCAGCCGAGACGGCGCCCAUGAGCCUGGCCAUCCACAGUACGACGGGCACCCGCUAUGAGCUGUCGGUACCCCACGACGAGACAGUGGAGGGACUGCGCAAGCGGCUGUCCCAGCGCCUCAAAGUGCCCAAAGAGCGUCUGGCGCUGCUCCACAAAGACACCCGGCUCAGUUCGGGGAAGCUGCAGGAGUUUGGCGUGGGGGACGGCAGCAGGCUGACACUCGUGCCCACCGUGGAGGCGGGCCUCAUGUCCCAGGCCUCCAGGCCGGAACAGUCUGUGAUGCAGGCCUUGGAAAGCUUGACAGAGACACAGCCCCCAGCGGCGCCCGGGCCGGGCCGGGCUGGCGGAGGCGGCUUCCGGAAAUACCGAUUCAUUUUAUUUAAGCAUCCGUGGCACCGACAGGGACCCCAGAGCCCAGAGAGGGGCGGCGAGAGGCCCCAGGUCAGUGACUUCUUGUCGGGCCGCUCGCCGCUGACCCUGGCUCUGCGCGUGGGUGACCACAUGAUGUUCGUCCAGCUGCAGCUCGCAGCCCAGCACGCCCCACUGCAGCACCGCCACGUGCUGGCCGCCGCUGCCGCCGCUGCUGCUGCUGCCCGGGGGGACCCCAGCAUGACCACCGCCCCUGUGUCUUCUCCCUGCCGGCCAGUGUCCAGCGCCGCCCGUGUCCCCCCAGUGCCCACCAGCCCUGCCCCCACCUCGUCCUCACCUGUCACAGCUGGCUCUUUCCGCUCCCACUCGGCCUCCACCACCUGCCCGGAGCAGAUGGACUGUUCCCCCCCUGCCAGCGCUGGUGCCAGCCCCUCAUCCGCCCCUGGGAGCAGCCCCACCUCCCGCUCCCGAAAACCUGGCGCAGUCAUCGAGAGCUUCGUAAACCACGCCCCAGGGGUCUUCUCAGGGACCUUCUCUGGCACGCUGCACCCCAACUGCCAGGACAGCAGUGGGCGGCCGAGACGUGACAUCGGAACCAUCCUGCAGAUCCUCAAUGACCUCCUGAGUGCCACACGCCACUACCAGGGCAUGCCCCCGUCACUGACCCAGCUGCGCUGCCAUGCCCAGUGCACACCCGCCUCGCCCGCCCCGGACCUUGCCCCCAAAACUACCUCCUGCGAGAAGCUGGCGGCCUCGGCCCCAGCCUCCCUGAACCAGGCGCGCCUGUGCAAGCCCCCUGGGGACCGACUGCGGCAGACGGAAAACCGCGCCACGCGCUGUAAGGUGGAGCGCCUGCAGCUCCUGCUCCAGCAGAAACGGCUCCGCAGAAAGGCCCGGCGAGACGCCCGGGGCCCCUACCACUGGCCGCCCAGCCGCAAGGCCGGCCGCAGCGACAGCAGCGGCGGUGGGGGAGGCGGCGGCCCCACUGAAGCGGCCGGCUUGGGCCUCGACUUCGAGGACUCAGUCUGGAAGCCAGAAGUGAACCCUGACAUCAAAUCAGAGUUUGUGGUGGCCUAGGAACCCUGCCCCUCGCCCCAGCCCAGGGUGGCGUGAGCGUGGCCCCGCGCAGGAGGAUCAGGCCUCCCAGUCCAGCAUCCUUCUGGUGGUUUUUUUGUUGUUUUUAAAAUUUCAAUUCCUACCGUGGUUUUCUGAGCUCUCUGAACGAACUCUCUGCGGACUUGGGUUCCUGCCUCACACUUGGUUCGGCUCACACUCCCCGCCCCUUCCUCCCUCUCCCAACCUCAUCUGUGACCCGCGCGGGUUCCUCCCGCCCACCUUCCCUUCCCGAGCUCCAAAUAUGUAGCAGUCUUUCCAGAUGGUUGAGAGUGGAGACGAGGAAGCCACCCCCCCUUCCGUUCUGCCGCCCUCCCCACCCUUUUCAGGUUUAAGUCAAAAAUGUAGAUGCCUCAUUAUGCACUUUACAGACAGGGGAGGGGGCCGCAGAGAGGAGGGCCCCCCCCUGCAAACUCUGGCUCAAAAAACAACACAGCAGGGAGCCGUGGGAGGUCAGGUGCGCCCCAACCAGCUGGGACUGCUCCUUCUUCAACACCUGUACCUCUCUUCUCUUCCUGGUCUCCUUUUCCAUUUUCCUUUUCCUGGAAAAGAAAAGCUGUUUCAGGGGAGAGGCUGGCCGUAGCCUGCCUUGGGGUGCUGGCUGGGGUGGGGUACCCUUUCCUGCUGGGAAAGGAAAGGGAAGGAGGGAGGGGAAGUGACCCGCCCCAGCCUUUGCCAUCCACGCACUGUGUGAUUUCCUCCAAAGCCACCCUCCCACCCCACCCCGUUUUUCUGAGCUUGGGGUAUUUAUAGACGAUUAAUUUUCUGACUGAGCCAAUAGUAGUUGGGAAUCUCUUGAAAAAGUAGAGAGAGAAAUGGCUGAGGAGGGUGGGCAGGGUAGAUGCCCCCAGCCCUCCUUCCCCACCCAACCUGAGGAAUCUGGGCCUGUGGACUGUGUGUGGGGGGGGCCCUCCUGCAGCUGGGAGGGGAGGGGGUGCUGAGCUGUGAAUCCCCCGGUAGGGGCAACGCUGUGUAGCAUUAACCCCCUUGGGGGGGGUUCGCUGCUGGUCUAAUUUGGACCCUCCCCACUUAUGCCCAUGCCCCGGGGGACCCCCCAAGGGCAGAGGGAUAGACACCCCCCUACUGGGGCCAUUUCAAUGGGGGUGGGUUUUUUCAUUCACUUUUAUUUUUUACUGAUAAUGGAGAUGUUUGGGCCUUGCCCCCCACCUGUCUGUCUUGUCCUGGCCCCACCCAACUGUGCUGCGCAACACCCCUAAUCCUGUGCCUGCCCCCCCUUCCCCCUAGGUGACCCCUAGGUCCUCACCCCACCCCGUUACGUGUUUAAAGUUAAUGGUUUCAGAUGUGAACAUCAUGUGUUAACUGUAGCUCUGUACAUUUUUUGUGGGGGGGAGGGUUGGCAGGGAGGGGUCAGAGGGUAGGGGUCAAUGAUUCGUUUGUUUGUUUUCAUUUUCCAAAAAAAAGAAAAGAAAAAAAGGGCAGGUUUGUUUUUGAAGCGCACUGUCUUGAAUAUCUAUUUAAUGUGUGUUCUGAUGGUUUGUUUUUUUUUUUUUUAAGAUUUUAAGUAACAUCUGUGCCUCCGCUGGUCUGAGGGUGGAGGCCCCAGGCAGGAACCGCCCACCCCCCUCUGCCCUCGCCAGGGCCCCCAACAAGAAAGCAUUACAUGCCCUUGGGGGGUCGGGCAGUGGGGCGUCCCAGCACCUUGAGGGAGUUUCCUGUAUGAAAACAUUAAAUUGGAAAAGAAAAAACCUACACAAACACCAAUAUUUGAAGGAAUAAACAAAAUGAAACAAGUGAA